This is a messenger RNA of Drosophila virilis, 875 nucleotides long. Its product is annotated as glutathione S-transferase 1. NCBI's taxonomy places the organism in Eukaryota, Metazoa, Arthropoda, Insecta, Diptera, Drosophilidae. The record is from RefSeq and is a predicted model, not a curated record. Gene Ontology annotation, molecular function: glutathione transferase activity. Gene Ontology annotation, biological process: glutathione metabolic process.
GCGCCCCCUCGCCAAGCAGUUGUCGUUCUGUCAACAUGGGAAAGCCAACGCUCUACGGCUUGGACGGCAGCCCCCCCGUGCGCGCCGUCAAGCUAACGCUGGCCGCAUUGCAGCUGCCGUACGAUUAUACCGUGGUCAAUACCUUGAAAAUGGACCAGUUCUCCGAGGAAUAUCUGAAGAAGAAUCCGCAGCACACGGUGCCCAUGCUGGAGGAUGAAGGGGCCUGCAUAUGGGACUCGCAUGCGAUAAUGGCGUAUCUGGUGGGCAAAUACGGCAAGGACGAUUCGCUGUAUCCCCAGGAUCUGCUCAAGCGCGCUGUCGUCGAUCAGCGCCUGCACUUCGAGGGCGGCGUCGUGUUUGCCAGUGCUCUGCGCAGCAUCGCAACAUUGGUUUUCCACUCGAAGCCGGUGCCCAAGGAGCGCAUUGAAGCCAUUGUCGAGGUGUACGAUUUCAUGGAAGCCUUUCUCCAGGAUCACAGCUACAUUGCCGGCGAUCAGCUGACCAUUGCCGACUUCAGUCUCAUCUCCUCGAUCAGCUCCGCGCUGGUCUAUGUGGACAUCGAAGCCGUUAAAUAUCCCAAGCUGAGCGCAUGGAUCAAGCGCUUGGAGCAGCUGCCCUACUAUGGGGAAAAUGCCAAAGGGGCAGAGCAAUAUGCAGCUUUUAUUAGAAGUAAAAAUUAUACAGUAAUUGACUAAGCGAGCGGUUAUCGCGUCGAACUAGCAAUCGAGAAGUUGCCGGUUCAACAGCAUUUGUUCGUUUUGAGUUUUUUUAUUUAUUUUGUUUUUAUCAAUUCAGCAUUAAAAGACACUUUUUUUGCUUUUUGUAUUUUUAAAUUUUAAUUAUUUAAUUAAUUCAAAGAAAACCCAUCAACAACA